Molecule: messenger RNA, 1385 nt
Organism: Pomacea canaliculata
Lineage: Eukaryota; Metazoa; Mollusca; Gastropoda; Architaenioglossa; Ampullariidae
Product: G-protein coupled receptor GRL101-like
Exons: 3
Coding region: 1-1077 (358 amino acids)
Biological process (GO): G protein-coupled receptor signaling pathway
Cellular component (GO): membrane
Molecular function (GO): G protein-coupled receptor activity
Source: RefSeq, a predicted model, not a curated record
AUGGCUUUGAAGAGGAGUCCUCGACCUCUGGACAACGGGCUGUGGGAUUGUUCUGUGCCCUACUACAACACUUUCAAACUACAUCUGGAAUGCAAUCAGGAGUCGGAGUGCGACGGAGGACAGGAUGAGGGACUUCAUUGUCCCUACAGUAGCCUCGCCUGUAACGGCUCUCCGGACUUUGUUAAUCUUUCAAACGUAGAGGUUUUAAACAUGUCGUUUAGUCAGGUUCAAAGAAUAACAGAUAAUGGUUUUACUUACCUUGUACAGUUAAAACAAUUAGACGUAAGAAAUAACCCACUGGAUAUAUUUCCUCGAAAAGUUCUAAAGGCCGCAAACUAUUUACAAACGGUUUAUUGUGAUAAUUAUAAGCUCUGUUGUCCGCAAAACCUUCCAGACGCGUUUGAAACCGGUUCCUGUUUCGCUCCUGUCGAUGAAAUUUCGUCUUGCGAUGAUCUUUUGCGAUCAGACAUUUACCGCGUGUUCCUGUGGCUCUUCUGUGUUUUGUCAAUUACCGGGAAUAUUGGGGGAUUUCUUUUUAGGCAACGUUUUCAGAAAAGCCUUUCUUUGUCCGGUUUCAAUGUGUUUGUUACUAAUUUGAGUGUAUCUGACUUUCUCAUGGGCGUGUAUCUGGCUAUACUCGGCGUAGCAGACGAGACCUACCGGUCAAUCUAUUUAUGGCACGACCUCCAAUGGAGAGACAGCACGACCUGCAAAGUGGCCGGCUUCCUGUCCUUCAUGUCCAGCGAGGUGUCGACUUUGAUCAUCUGUCUCAUCACCAUCGACCGUUUUAUCGUUCUCCGCUUUCCGUUCAGUAAAUUCCGCUUUGAGCGCUGGUCAGCCUCGUGGGCUUGUGGACUGGCCUGGGCUGUGGGCUUUACACUGGCCGCUGUUCCUCUGUUGCCGUCUUUCUUUUACUGGGAGUUUUAUGGUCAAAAUGCUAUCUGUAUCCCGCUGCCAAUAACCAGGAAAAGCUUUCGAGGUCGUAAUUACUCAUUUGGAAUUAUGAUAGUUUUUAAUAUGUUCCUUUUUAUACUUAUUGCGCUUGGCAGGUCUGCAUAUACUGGUCAGUGCGAAUGAAUUCUAUGAAAGUAAACUCGACCAAGAAAUUAAAAGAUAUCAUCAUAGCACGCCGCCUGGCCACCGUGGUUGUGUCUGACUUCUUGUGCUGGUUUCCAGUCGGAAUGGUCAGCAUCAUGGCUGCUUUGGGAUUCCCCGUUCCUAGUGAGGUGAGUGUGGCUAUGGCCAUCUUUGUGCUUCCUCUCAACUCAGCUUUAAAUCCUUUUUUGUAUACCUUCAAUGUGCUACUAGAGAAGUGGAAACGUGCCGAAGAGGAACGCAUCUUAAAGAAAGUAUUGCUCAAAUUUUCAUCAAAUGACAAAAGUUAA